This is a messenger RNA of Symbiodinium necroappetens, 2382 nucleotides long. The record is from the annotation of a GenBank genome assembly. Lineage: Eukaryota; Dinophyceae; Suessiales; Symbiodiniaceae.
AUCUACCCAGUCAAAACCCCGGCCUUUCCGGUUGAACCUCCGUUUACAGCAAAAGAAGCCUUCCUGCACCACGAGAAAAACUGGGCGAGUCGUUUGGUGGAGAAUCGUGUCCUGAAGAUUCGCCAUCAAUGGUGCGCUGAGCAGCCCACGGGUUUCAAAGUCCUGUUGUGGUGCAACUCGUGCACUUGCUGCAAAGACAAAAAUGGCUGGCGUGGAUACCCCACGUACAGCGCGGAGGACAGCUCCAUUUCUCGCGCCUACACGCCAUGCAGCCAGCAUGGCGAUUUCGAUUCGAUGAGGAGAUGGACACCCCUUACGUCCACAUCUGAGCAUGCUCUCCUCGACUUCGUCAAAACCACAACACGCUUCACGACACAGGACCUUGUCAAGAUUGUUGAGAAGCAUCAAGACAUUCGGCCGACUGAUGCGUGGCUGACAACAUGGUCCAAGAACCAUCGUGUCAACAAGGGUACCAAAUCCGACCCCUUAAGUCAGUACAAAUGGGUCGAAGCGGACUGGCGGCGACUGGAGCGAGAGCUUGGCUCCGCGGACGGGCUUCAGGAGACGCUGCAACGGCUCGUCAACAAAGAGUACGUCAAACUAUGCGGGGACGGUACGUUUCGGCUCGUGAAAGAAGACGAGUGGGUUUUGCUGACUGUCGGAGCGCUGUCCAAGCAUUACGCGCCUGCAAGUGCUGUCUUUGCCUUCCGCAGCACCUUCAACCCCCUGGCCUUCGCGCAGUUUGCCAAGCUCGACCUUGUGGCUACCUGCCAGCAAUAUCAUGCUGACCUGCACGCGGGCGAAAACCUUGCGAUGAAAGCGGUUUUUCCGCGUGCUGACCGCCUGGCGGACUGGGCUCGCGUGACUGGGGCUUGCGUGCGGCCAAAGACUAAAACUCCAGCAUCUGACCCUGAUGGAAAGAUCGCUGCGUACCGUGCCGGCAUUUUCAAAACCAUGAAGAAAGCUCUGACUGCCCACGAUCAAGCUCUGUUACCUCUCAUUGAAAGAGCUUUCUAUUGCCUCCGUGCCAUACCAACUGCACUGCUGUUUCAUGCCCUGGCACAGACCUUACUUACAACACUCGAGGUGCAGGAGCCCACCGAGCGAACGGCAGCCAACGCUCUGCGUCGACACUACCUCCAGACCUACGACCUGACGGUUGCCCGAAGCCGCUUCGGUCUGAGCGACUGGGGCUCUGGCUCUGAAUCAGAAGAACCCUUGAGGCUCGCGGAUUGGUGGUGCGGGAUCCAGCGCGUCCAGCCAGGCUCAGCAUCUGGUACGCAGGUGCAAGAAUCCUGGCACCGCCACAAGCUUAAAGCUUAUGUGGGGUUGCGCAGCCCUGUCAGCACUCUCGCACAGUCACUGGCUAACUUUGCACAUUCGCGACUCUCCGAAUUAAUCUCCCGGGAUAGUCCACUCCCAGAUGUUCCCUUGGAGCCUUUUCCAGACAAGCACGUGUUGCUGGACUCGGACAAACUCACCGGCGAGGGCCGAACGUCAGCGCAUCAAUUCCAUCGCACCCGCUGCUAUGAUGUGUGGACCGACGAAGAAAGCACCGUUUUUGCCAUGCCAAACACGUUGGCCCAGUGGGAUCACGAUCUCGGCAAAUGGAACCGAGUGCCAGAUGAGUCGGUGAUCCCCAUGCCACAAGGCCGUGCCUCUCUGCUGCUGCAACUGUUGCGUGCAAAGGAACAUCAGGAGCUCGUUCGUGUACUCCGCGAACUCGGUCUCGGAGCAGAGCCCUUGAAACAUACCGAAAAGCUUACCAAGUUCUUCAACCAGCACGCUUUCGUCCUCAUCGGCAAGGAAGCCAUGCGGUAUUGGCGCCGAGAAACACCCCAGUCAGAGCGAUUGCAUGCGCAGGGCGUCCGCGCCUUCUGCUGCCAUUUCGCUGUCCACGGCUCGUGCGAGCACGUACAUGCCGCUCUUGUCCACUUAAAUCAAAUUUCCUUGGCCACGCCAGAAUUUCCGAUAAGGGCGCGGGCAGCCCCUGCAUUCGAGCGCGAUGCCGUGCCUGUCCUUCUGCCCGGCGCAAGUCGUGGCUGCUGCCAAGCACCAUCCUUCUCCAGCAAAGAAACGAGAGUGCUGCUGCAGACCGUGCUCUUGUGCAGCUUCUGCGUACCCUUGACCUUUCUGAGUGGCUUCCGUCUUUUCAAGCUGAAAAGCUCUGCCUCGCACAAAUCGCCUCCUUAUCUCUGCAAAACUUACGGAUUGCCGUCCCAGCUGUCCCAAGUGGCGUCCUCCUUCGUUUGCAACAAGCAGCGAAACUGCAACAUGCCCGGGCCUGAGCGAGCAUGCAUCCAUGUUCCUACUCCUUCUGGUCUUCGCCUCUGUCACAUGCGCAGUACCGUCUGGUGUUCGCCUGUGUCACAUGCGCACUGA